GCGGGGGCGCGCAGGGCGGGCGGGGGCGCGCGGGCCCGCCGCAGCCUGCCGCCAGUUUGGGCGAGGUGUUUCAGGUACUCCGAGCCCGCGCUAACCACCAAUAAAGGAGGCCGUCACACCAUGGUCCAACACUGACCCAAAACCAAAUCAAUCAAAUACAUAUCAAAAAAUGCACUGAUCUUAACUUUAAGCAAAUUAAACUUUACAAUUUAAAAAAAGAAACAAACCAAAAAGUUUACACUAGAAAUUAAGAGACAACCGACUGGCUUGUAAGAAUUCGCUCGAAGCGUUCGAUUUUUGAAUUAGUUUCGUUCGGUUUUCGGGGCGCUCGCCCCGGGGGCGCGACGGUGGAGGAGGACGGGGGAGCGCUGCUGGCGCGGCUGCAGGGGGCGCUGCGCGGGGGCGCCGCCGCCGCCUCGCCCGCCCGGGUCGCCAGCUCCAUCCGCGGCUACCUCACCGAGCGGGUCGGCUCGCUGAACCUCAGGGACUCAGGUUCCGAAGUCCCAUACGAGGGUCGCGGCGGGAGUCAAUGAGCAGUGAACGUGACAGACAUACAACUCGAUAUAGGAGGGAGCGGGACACACACACAAUACACACUCCUCAGCUAAGACACUCAAGAAUGCUGUCAAUCUUUCGGAAAAGGUAGAAGAUAGUGUCGAAAAGUAUAAAUAUAAGUCGUCGAGAUGGAGGACGGCCCUCAGUCAGUAUGGCAGAAGAUCGACGGCGCCACCAUCCCGGUGGUGAACCUGGAGGUGAAGGAGGUGCGCGAGAUCCUGUGGGAGAAGAUCCAGGAGCCGACAUCGCAGCGGAAGAUCAUCCUCGUGAUCGUGUCCAUCGCGCUGCUGCUGGACAACAUGCUGUACAUGGUGAUCGUGCCCAUCAUCCCCGACUACCUGCGCUACAUCGGCGCGUGGGGCGAGGAGUCGUACGACCACACCGUGUUCCUGCCGUCCUACCAGGAGGGCAACAAGACCAUCACGCCCACCAAGAUCAUCCCCGCGUCGCGCGAGGGGCAGGAGUCCGCCACCGGCCUGCUCUUCGCCUCCAAGGCCAUCGUGCAGCUGCUGAUCAACCCCUUCUCCGGUGCCUUAAUCGAUAGGAUCGGCUACGACAUCCCGAUGAUGAUCGGGCUCAUCAUCAUGUUCCUCUCCACCACCAUCUUCGCGUGCGGCCGCAGCUACGGCAUGCUGUUCUUCGCCCGGAGCCUGCAGGGGGUCGGCUCUGCGUUCGCCGACACCUCCGGAUUAGCCAUGAUAGCGGAUAGAUUCACUGAGGAAAACGAAAGAUCUAAGGCUCUGGGUAUCGCACUCGCCUUCAUCAGCUUCGGCUGCCUCGUGGCGCCUCCGUUCGGGGGCGCGCUGUACCAGUUCGCCGGCAAGGAAGUGCCAUUCUUGAUCCUCGCUCUGAUAUCCCUGCUUGACGGCUUCAUGUUGCUUCUCGUAAUGAAGCCUUUGAGUGUUCAAAUGAAAGAGGCGCGGGAACCAAAAGUAGCCGGCACCCCCAUAUACCGGUUGCUCAUGGACCCGUACAUCGCGGUGUGCGCGGGAGCCCUCAUGAUGUCCAACGUGGCGCUGGCCUUCCUCGAGCCCACGAUCUCGAUGUGGAUGGAAGACCACUUGACCAAAGACAACUGGAAGAUCGGUAUGAUCUGGCUGCCCGCGUUCUUCCCGCACGUGCUGGGUGUGAUCAUCACGGUGAAGAUGGCGCGGCAGUACCCGCAGCACCAGUGGCUGAUGGCGGCCGGCGGGCUCGCGCUCGAGGGGCUCUGCUGCUUCAUCAUUCCGUUCGCGAACUCGUACAAGAUGCUGAUGAUCCCGAUCUGCGGCAUCUGCUUCGGCAUCGCGCUGAUCGACACGGCGCUGCUGCCCACGCUGGGCUACCUGGUGGACGUGCGCUACGUGUCCGUGUACGGCAGCAUCUACGCCAUCGCCGACAUCUCCUACUCGUUCGCAUACGCCGUGGGGCCCAUCAUCGCCGGCGAGGUGGUGGAGGCCAUCGGCUUCACGGCGCUCAACCUGUUCAUCGCCUUCAGCAACCUGCUGUACGCGCCCGUGCUCAUCAAGCUGCGCCACAUCUACGACUUCAAGCCCUUCGAGAACGAGGCCAACAUCCUCAUGGCGGACCCGCCCGAGAAGGAGUACCAGACGUACAGCAUGCAGGACCAGCGGCCCGUGGACCUGGAGCAGAAGAACCACCUGGAGUACUCCGGCGGGGCCGUGCAGGAGUCCAACGUGGACGCCGGCAGCUACACGUACGACCAGUCGUACCAGGGCGGCUACCAGGCGCAGGGCGGUGGCUACCAGGCGCAGGGCGGCGGCUACCAGGCGCAGGGCGGCGGCCACCAGGCGCAGGGCUACCCCGCGGCGCACCCCGAGGCGCCAGCGCCGCGCCAGCUGCCCGCGCAGCCCGCCGCCAGCAACCCCUUCCGCGCCGCCGCCGCGCCCGCCCCCGCCCCCGCGCCCGCGCCCGCCCCGACCGGGCCCACCAUCAAAAACCCCUUCCGACAAGGUUUCUAGAGUGCUCCUACAUUCGGUGUUGUUGUCUUUAACUACUUGUUGUGUAUUAUAAAUGUCAUAUAUUUGGUAUAACUUCGAUCACUGAGCCGCAGUCACCGCGGCGAGUUGUUUAGUGUCUGAUGAGAUGUUUAUGACUAGCUGUGCUUGUAUCUACUUAUUCUACUGUUUACUUGUUGAUUUGUGUCGUUCUUAUAAACUACAUACAACUGUUAUGCCUUUUCAUAGGAUAUAAAUUAUAUGUGCUGUAAUUAUCACAUUUAGGAACCAAUUUAUUUAGAGUCCUAUCAAUUAUCAAGAAAAUAAUUGAGCAAAUAUUGUACUGGUAGAGAAAUAGAAAAUACUUACCUACCACCAAAUAACAAACUAAAGGACUUGUGUGGUAUAAUUCACAAACAAAAGGUUUGUGAGUAUAUAGUUUGAUAAUGAGAAGAAUCUAUAUUGUACUUGUUAGUAGGUUUAAUGUAUUGAAUUAAUGAUGAUAGUUAUGGAGGACAUUGUGUAUCGAACAUGUGUUCAUCCAAAAUUUGCAGAAUCACAAUUUUGUAGGAAAUGUAUCAAAGAUCCGCACUAUUAUCGAGGGCCUAAGGUAUUUAUUCAAAUUGGGCUUUUCUCGGAUUUUACUGACACUCUGUCUUAAUUAAUGGCUAAGUUAUGAUAUUUGAAAAUAUCAAUUUUUAAAAAGCUAGUUACAAGAAUUAUUAUGAACCUAACAUAGGUAAUAAUGUCAGAUUAUUAGGAUCACUGAAGCUAAACUGGUAGCGUUGACCAUCUACUAAAAGAAAUGUGUAAAAUGUACAUUAGGAUGAUGUUUGUACAUAAAAUAAAAAAUAGUAUAUACCUUACA
Messenger RNA from Plutella xylostella (diamondback moth), 3360 nucleotides. RefSeq names its product Vesicular acetylcholine transporter (gene VAChT). Gene Ontology annotation, biological process: chemical synaptic transmission; transmembrane transport; xenobiotic transport. Gene Ontology annotation, molecular function: xenobiotic transmembrane transporter activity; acetylcholine transmembrane transporter activity. Gene Ontology annotation, cellular component: AP-2 adaptor complex; terminal bouton; AP-1 adaptor complex. The record is from RefSeq and is a predicted model, not a curated record. NCBI's taxonomy places the organism in Eukaryota, Metazoa, Arthropoda, Insecta, Lepidoptera, Plutellidae.